AUGGCUACUUCAUAUAAGCCCAAGAACAUUCUCAUUACUGGAGCUGCUGGAUUCAUUGCUUCCCACGUUGCCAACAGACUAAUCCGUAGCUAUCCAGAUUACAAGAUCGUCGUGUUGGACAAGCUUGAUUACUGUUCAGAUCUGAAGAAUCUCGAUCCUUCGUUUUCUUCACCAAACUUCAAGUUUGUGAAAGGAGACAUCGCGAGCGAUGACCUCGUGAACUACCUUCUCAUCACCGAAAACAUCGACACCAUAAUGCAUUUCGCUGCUCAGACUCACGUAGACAACUCUUUCGGUAACAGCUUUGAGUUUACCAAGAACAACAUCUAUGGUACUCAUGUGCUUUUGGAAGCCUGUAAAGUAACAGGACAGAUCAGGAGGUUUAUCCACGUGAGCACCGAUGAAGUCUAUGGAGAAACCGAUGAGGAUGCUGCUGUAGGAAACCAUGAAGCGUCUCAGCUGCUACCGACAAAUCCAUACUCAGCCACGAAAGCUGGUGCUGAGAUGCUCGUGAUGGCGUACGGUAGAUCGUAUGGUUUACCGGUUAUCACAACUCGUGGGAACAAUGUUUAUGGGCCUAACCAGUUUCCUGAAAAACUGAUUCCUAAGUUUAUCUUAUUGGCUAUGAGUGGGAAGCCGCUUCCGAUCCAUGGAGAUGGAUCUAACGUCAGGAGUUACUUAUACUGUGAAGACGUUGCUGAAGCGUUUGAGGUUGUUCUUCACAAAGGAGAAGUCGGCCACGUCUACAAUAUCGGAACAAAGAGAGAAAGGAGAGUGACUGAUGUGGCGACAGACAUCUGCAAACUCUUCGGGAAAGAUCCUGAGUCAAGCAUUCAGUUUGUGGAGAAUCGUCCGUUUAACGAUCAGAGGUACUUCCUUGAUGAUCAGAAGCUGAAGAAACUGGGUUGGUCAGAGAGAACCACAUGGGAAGAUGGAUUGAAGAAGACAAUGGAAUGGUACACUCAGAAUCCAGAGUGGUGGGGUGAUGUCUCUGGAGCUUUGCUUCCUCAUCCGAGAAUGCUUAUGAUGCCCGGAGGAAGACUUUCCGAUGGAUCUGAGGAGAAGAAAGACGCCACAAGCAACACCGUGCAGACAUUUACGGUUGUGACACCUAACAGCAAGACUAAUGGUGGUUCUAGUGACAAAGCUUUCUUGAAGUUUUUGAUCUAUGGUAAGACUGGUUGGAUUGGUGGUCUUUUAGGGAAGCUAUGUGAGAAGCAAGGGAUUGCGUAUGAGUAUGGGAAAGGGCGUUUGGAGGAUAGAGCUUCUCUAGUGGCUGAUAUUCGUAGUGUCAAACCUACUCAUGUGUUUAACGCUGCUGGUUUAACUGGGAGACCUAAUGUCGACUGGUGUGAGUCUCACAAACCGGAGACGAUUCGUGUCAAUGUCGCUGGGACUUUGACUCUAGCUGAUGUUUGCAGAGAGAAUGAUCUCUUGAUGGUGAACUUCGCCACCGGUUGCAUAUUUGAGUAUGACGCUGCACAUCCCGAGGGCUCAGGUAUUGGCUUCAAGGAAGAGGACACGCCUAAUUUCGCCGGAUCUUUCUACUCAAAAACUAAAGCCAUGGUUGAGGAGCUUUUAAGAGAGUUUGACAAUGUGUGUACAUUGAGAGUGCGUAUGCCGAUCUCAUCAGACCUAAGCAACCCAAGAAACUUCAUCACGAAGAUCUCUCGCUACAACAAAGUGGUGGACAUCCCGAACAGCAUGACCAUACUGGACGAGCUUCUCCCAAUCUCAAUCGAGAUGGCGAAGAGAAACCUAAGAGGGAUAUGGAACUUCACCAACCCAGGGGUGGUGAGCCACAAUGAGAUACUGGAGAUGUACAGAACUUACAUCGAGCCAGGUUUUAAGUGGUCCAACUUCACAGUGGAAGAACAAGCAAAGGUCAUUGUUGCUGCUAGAAGCAACAACGAAAUGUGUGGGGCUAAACUAAGCAAGGAGUUCCCAGAGAUGCUACCCAUUAAAGAGGCACUCAUCAAAUACGUCUUUGAACCAAACAAGAAAACCUGA
Molecule: messenger RNA, 2010 nt
Organism: Microthlaspi erraticum
Lineage: Eukaryota; Viridiplantae; Streptophyta; Magnoliopsida; Brassicales; Brassicaceae
Source: the annotation of a GenBank genome assembly